GCUGGGCUCUUUCUGAGCGGUUCGGCAUGGAAAGCUAGCAUUGCAGGGUAUUAGCUGAGCACACAUGCAGGAUGGGCUCACAGACCAAACUCUGAGCAUCGGUGGACAAGCUCCGUAAAAUGUGGUGGUCUCUAGUGAGGUUCUGCGGGGAUCGUGCCAGUCCUGGUGCAAUUCACCAUGAUCUCCAGUGGCGGGGAAAUCAGUGUAAACUCACCACUGAGAAAAUGAGCGGAGAACCCAAAUAUCGGCCCGGAGAGGAUACAGAGACAUCUGGGGGCCUGAGUCCUGGACAGCAGCCGCCCUGGAAAGGUCUGAGGGGGCACAAACCCAAGAAACUCGCCGUGAGCUCCCAGAGUCAUGCUGUGCACAGUGGCACAAAGGCUAAGGGGAGGCGCGGAUGUCUACACGGGGCAGUGAGGAGGGAGCUCUGUAUAGCUCAUUGGGUUGAGAUGGAUACUGGAGCAUGGGGCCGCCCCGCUCUGGUGGCCACAUUGUGCAGGGAUGUGGAGGGCGCAGAGCAGAGCCACAUCAAUAACUGGAGCGGCCUGGAGACCAGCCUGUCGGGAGAGGCGGGCACAGCUCACUCUGCUCAGCCCAUCCCCAAGCAGCCAGAGCGGAGACUCGCUCGCACUGUCCAAGGCCCAGCCCAGGGCAGAAUCCCCCGGAGCGGAGAACGCCAGAGGAGCCGGGGCCUGGCUCGGAAGCCAGACCGAGCCAAAGCAGAACUAAGGCACCGGGUCCCCCAGUGCCGCAGCAGGCGGUGUCCAGCGUCGCAGCCCCGAUACCAGGCUAGAUGGGCCCCUGCUCUCACUGGGCCUGGCAGGUCCCGAGCAGCAGCUUGUGCAUCCCCCAGAGCCUGGAUGUGCAGGGAGGUGGCCAGGGGCAUCUGCCAGGCAGAGCGGACCCCGUACGGAGACCCAGUGCGGGAAGACAUGCAGGAGCCCAAGUUCACAGCUGCUGUGGCCUUGGCACCUCCUUCAGCCCUUUCCUGCUAGAGCAAAGAGCUGCCAGAAAUCUCCUCCCCGUGGCUGUGCUCGGCUACCCAGCGCAGUGCUCUGUAGCCCCAGCGAACCAUCCUGGUCAGACAGUUCUCAAGCUGUAUCGGGAA
Mauremys mutica (yellowpond turtle) is the source of this 1108-nucleotide messenger RNA. RefSeq lists its product as uncharacterized. Lineage: Eukaryota; Metazoa; Chordata; Testudines; Geoemydidae. The coding region runs from base 120 to 995 and encodes 291 amino acids. The record is from RefSeq and is a predicted model, not a curated record. The transcript has 4 exons.